ACUACGAUAUCGGUGGCUGUAGAUCCACUGCAUGUGUACAGAGCACUCUGGUUAUGAAUAUAAAUUGGAUUCUGCUAAAGCUGGUAGACAAACCAUCAAUCCUGCUAUACUCUUUUAUAAAUUGAGUUUUAACUUCCGCACAAAACAAAUAGCAUCAUCAUGGGGAUGGGGUUUUACAACUCCAUUUCUGCAGUGUUUUUGUCAUCCUUUUUUAUGCAUGCUUUCAUUCUCCACUCUUGCCUUCCUUGUUUCGCCCUUCCGGGAAAUGAGACAGAUAGACUCGCUUUGCUUGAAAUCAAGGCUAGCAUAACUCAUGACCCUUUUCAAGUCCUGACUUCAUGGAAUGAAACCAUCCACUUUUGCUCUUGGCAUGGCGUUACAUGUGGUCGUCGUCAUAAGAGGGUGACAAGCUUGAGCCUGCCGUCCUUGAAACUUGCAGGAUCUAUAUCGCCGCAUGUUGGGAACUUGAGUUUUUUGAGAGUCAUUGAUCUCCAAGAAAACAGCUUAGGCCAUGAAAUUCCUCCAGAAUUCCGCCGCCUGCACAGACUGCAAGACCUACAGUUAAACAACAAUUCAUUGAGUGGAGAAAUUCCUACCAACUUGUCGCGUUGCUCUCAGCUCCUCAGGCUCGCUGUUGGUUUCAAUGUGCUGAUGGGAAAAAUUCCAAAUGAGCUUGGCCUCUUGUCAAAGUUAAGAGUUUUUUCCAUCCACUCUAACCACUUUACAGGGGGAGUCCCGACUUCUUUUAGCAAUUUAUCAUCUCUUGAAAAGUUCUCCGCAUCUUUUAAUAAUUUGAGUGGCACUAUCCCGGAUAUUUUUGGCCGAAUGACCAAUCUUAGCUUUCUUGCUUUUGAUGUAAAUAGCUUUUCGGGUAUGCUUCCUCCCUCAAUCUUUAAUCUCUCUUCUCUCACAGUCCUUGCUAUGCUAUCCAACAAAAUCCAAGGGAGUCUACCCUCAAACUUAGGUAUGGUCUUUCCGAGUCUCCACACAUUUUCCAUUUCCAUUAACCAAUUCAGUGGAUCUAUUCCUGUUUCCUUAUCUAAUGCAUCAAAUCUAAUUGAAUUUUCGAUGGGAGGUAACCAACUGCAUGGAAAGGUCCCUCCUUUGACGAAUUUGCAUAAGCUUAAGCGGUUAGUCCUUGCUGACAACCAUCUCGGAAGUGGGGGAAUUGAUGACUUGGCCUUUCUCUGCGAUUUGAGCAAUGCCACCCAUUUAGAAAUUCUCCAAAUGUUUACCAACAAUUUUGGGGGCACCUUACCUCAAUGCAUAGGAAACCUGUCUUAUUCUCUUCAAAAAUUCAAUAUUGCUCGAAAUAAAAUAUUAGGAAGUAUCCCGAAUGAGAUUGCAAAUCUGGCUAACUUAGAGCUUUUGUUGAUGUCUUGGAACCAAUUAUCAGGUCACGUUCCCCCUGGUGUAGGAAAGCUGCACAAGUUAUAUCAAUUAUCUUUUGGUUGGAACUCUCUCUGUGGCAAUCUUCCAUCCUCUUUCAGAAAUUUAAGUCAAUUAAAUGUGUUAAGCUUAACAGGCAACAAACUUCAAGGCAAUAUCUCGCCGAGUUUAAUAGAGUGUCAGAAUUUGAGGAUCUUACAUCUUGGUGCCAACAAUUUUAGCGGUAUCAUAUCGCAAGAAAUCUUUGGUCUGCUGAACUUGUAUGAUUUGAGUUUAGGACAAAAUCAGUUUAUAGGCUCCCUGCCAGAGAACAUAGGAAUUUUAAUAAAUCUAGAGUAUUUAGAUAUCUCUGAUAACAUGUUAUUCGGUAAAAUUCCGACAAGUCUUGUUAGUUGUAUAAAAUUAGAGUACCUAGACAUGCAUGGAAAUUUCUUCAAUGGGACGAUUCCAUCAACUUUGAAUUCACUAAGAGGUCUUACAGAAUUGUCUCUCUCUCACAACAACUUGUCAGGCACAAUUCCAGAAUUCUUAGAACGUUUUGUAUUUUUGGAAUCUCUCAAUCUAUCUUAUAACAAUUUUGAGGGCAUGUUGCCGAUCAAAGGAGUGUUCAAGAAUGCAACGGCGACAUCAGUUGAAGGAAACAACAAGCUUUGUGGGGGCAUACCUGAGUUUCAUUUGCCAAAGUGCAAACUCCAGCAUGCAAAAAAGGAAGGAUUGAGCUUAACCAUGAAAUUGGUUCUCUCCCUCGUUUGUGGGAUUCUUGGAGUCAUUUUUGCACUAACCUUUUUGUACCUUUAUUGCUCACGGAGGGACAAAAAGGGUCGCGCUACAAGUGAUUCGGACAAAUUUCCCCAGAUGUCUUACCAAAGUCUUCUAAAGGCAACAAAUGGAUUCGCCUCAACCAACUUAGUCGGUAUGGGCAGUUUUGGGUCCGUUUAUAAAGGAGUACUUGAGGAAGGUGAAACUACAGUUGCCAUCAAGGUACUCAACCUUGUUCGUCGUGGAGCUUACAAAAGUUUUAUUGCUGAGUGCGAGGCUUUCAAAAAUAUUAGACACCGUAAUCUUGUCAAGGUACUCUCGGCAUGCUCUGGUUUUGAUUAUCGCGGCGAAGACUUCAAGGCCUUAAUUUAUGAGUUCAUGGUUAACGGGAGCUUGGAGGAAUGGUUGCAUCCAAUUCAUACAAUUGGUGAGACAAAAGAGAGGCCAAGAAGCUUAACAAUUUCUCAGAGGUUGAAUAUUGUUAUUGAUGUUGCUAUGGCAUUGGAUUAUCUCCAUCAUCAUUGUGAGACGCCAAUAGUUCAUUGUGACCUUAAACCCAGCAAUAUUCUUCUCAAUGAGGACAUGAUUGCACAUGUAGGUGACUUCGGGUUGGUGAGGUUCCUACCAAAAGCUGCUGAAAAUUGUUCGGGAAAUCAAUCAAGUUCUUUAGGGAUCAAGGGAACUAUUGGUUAUGCUCCUCCAGAAUAUGGCAUGGGACAUGAAGUGUGGACACAAGGUGAUGUGUAUAGCUUUGGCAUCCUCCUGUUGGAAAUAUUUACAGGAAAAAGACCUACGGAUGACAUGUUUCAGGGAACUUCAAACCUUUAUAGCUUUGUGAAGACAGCUCUGCUUGAGCAAGUGGAAGAGGUUUUGGAUCCCGUUCUUGUUCAAGAGAGCAAUCAUGCUGAUGAGGGGAGGGCAAGGAAUCGCGUCCUAAUCAUAGGAAGUUUAAUCUCUGUUUUAGAAAUUGGUGUUGCUUGCUCAGCGGAGUUGCCUAGAGAUAGAUUGAACAUCUGUGAUGCUGUGGCACAUAUGUGUAGGAUCAGAAACAAACUUCGAGCAAAUGGUAUAUGUGAAUAGAAGGUUAGUGUUAAUAUGUGGUAUAGCAUGUAAUAGUAUUGAUGUUAUGUGAAAGGUAUUUGUUAGAUAAAAAAAAGGGUUGUGCUUUCCACACACCUCAUUUUACUUCUCA
Molecule: messenger RNA, 3340 nt
Organism: Malus domestica (apple)
Lineage: Eukaryota; Viridiplantae; Streptophyta; Magnoliopsida; Rosales; Rosaceae
Product: probable LRR receptor-like serine/threonine-protein kinase At3g47570
Biological process (GO): protein phosphorylation
Molecular function (GO): protein kinase activity; protein binding; ATP binding
Source: RefSeq, a predicted model, not a curated record